ACGCAGCGGAGUCCAGCUAUCAACAGUGGUGGGUGCGAUGAGGCGGCGGCGAGGAGAUUGUCAACCACCGAGAAGAGCAUGGUCGCUAGUGCUGUCCUCGCGGUGUGCCGGUACAUGGAAACGGUGAACGGAUUGUGGCGGGCGGCUGGGAGGGGUAGGGGGAGGAGGGAGGCCGCCAUAGCCCAGGCGUUGGCAGACGUCUGCACGUUGUCCGGUGUAUCAGGCGCUCCUAUCCUGUUGUCGAACGCAAUUAUUGUUGGUGUUCUGCUGAGGGACACACCUCAGUGGUGGAUGAAAAGACGAACGGGCGGCACGUGGCGAGACUUGGACAUUGCAGACGACGCGACGGGGGAGUAUUUUUUCCAUGAGAAAAUACGUGAGAAACUACGUGAGAAACUACGAAUGUCAAGGACCAUAUUCAACGACAUUGUUGCGGCUUGCAGUCCUUUCAUCGAACGUAGACUGACGCACUACAGAGAGCCUUUGCAGCCGGACCUCAUCGUUGUCUUCGCGUUGUACAGGUGGGCCACAAGGGAGGCGUUUGAGAACGCUUCAUCAAGUUUUGGCAUUGGCAGGUCGUCGGGAAUGAAGGCCGUCACGGGCGUCGCGAAUGCAAUACUGACUGCAUAUCCUGACAAAGUCGCCAUGCCGACCGGACGUCGACUGCUGCAGGUGACCCGAGCAUUCGGAGCGAAGGGGUUCCCUAAUUGCUUCGGUGCAAUCGACUGCACGCACGUGUAUGUAGACAAGCCCGCCAAUACACCGUCAGAGAACUACUACGACCGGGAACAACAGUUCUCGUUCAUCGCCCAAGUCGUCAUCGACCUGGACAUGAGGAUUCUUGAUUUGUUCAUGGGCUACCCGGGGAGCGUCCACGACCAGCGGGUCUUGAGAAAUUCUUCUCUGUUUCGACGUGCGGAAGCCGGCGAGCUAUUCGUCGUGGAACCCGUGCUGCUGCCGGGGGGGUGUCCACAACAGGACCUGGGCGGUCGUGCAUGGGAGGAGCGGGGUGCACCUGGAAAUCCGUGGGAUCAGUCAUGCGGGAUGGAGAAGGAAGGAGUUCGGCGGGAUGGGGACCAAUGCAUGAAGAGGUGGGAGAACAUAUUCGGGUGGUACAGGAUAUUGUGGGACAGGGAGAAGGACUCAGGACUGCAAUCAUACUUCCUCAUGAGCACGAAAGCACGGAAGGAGAAAGGCUACAGGUUCAAUCUAGACCGCACUUUGUAUGACGCGAUCCACAUUAUGCAGGGGAACAACCAGGCCAUUCACCCGCCGAAUCUCGUCGACGUAGGCAACAGACAAGGACAACAAUCACAACAAGGAGACCAUAGCCAAGCGGUCGUGGGCGGGGGGGAAGCAAACACUUCGGCGAGCGAGAACAAGGAAGCGGAUGCGGGUGACGGGUGUGGCAGCAGGUCGUCUUCGAACGACAUGCAGGGCAAGCGGAAGAACGCCAGGCAGCUGGCUUUCGAGGUGGUGACGGAUGUGAUGAAAACGCACUCCACAGUAGUCGCGGAGUCUGUGGACCGCGCGAGCAAGCGGCAUUGUGACGUGCUCCAGAGGCAGUGCGACACCAUGGACAGGGAGGUAAGAACGCACGAGAGGCAGUGCGAAGUCUUGGACAUCGGGCAGCGGAUGCUGUGCGAUGCUCUGCUUAAGAUCGCAUCGGCAUUGGUGGCACUUAGAGGCCGUGUCCUCGGUCGAACGAUAACAUUCUACGAGAUGAGGAAUCAUUGCGGAAAGGAGGAGGGUAGGGUGUUUGAUUUCGCGAGCGCAAUCACUCAACACGAAAUGCGGCAUUACGAGGUGGACACGAACGGAGAUACAAUUCUCCACGUAAGCGUCGCUUUGGGAUAUGCGGAUGACAUGCUGCACGAGGCCGUCGGCUAUGCAACGAAAGUCGGUCGCGCGAUCCCCAACUGCUGGGAAGGAGGAGUAGAUGUCCUCGCCGACAUCAUUGACCUCCUCAUGUCCAACAUCGCAAACGAGCAUUCGCGAUGUCCAUCCACUUCGGGUCCUUGCUUUUCAUUCUAGCGAAGUUGGUUCCCCCAUUAGCAAAGUAGUCAUCUUGGUCUCUUUUGCACCAGACAAGAACCAGGGACUCGUUCAAAUUCCAGUUC
Messenger RNA from Chara braunii, 2120 nucleotides. Lineage: Eukaryota; Viridiplantae; Streptophyta; Charophyceae; Charales; Characeae. The record is from the annotation of a GenBank genome assembly.